ACAGGCGGUUAGUGCGGAGUAACAAUUCCUGAGAAAAAUAACACGGUAGCGCCCUAGCAUCAGCCAAAAGCUGAUGUAACGGCCGUAGAGCGCACGACCCAUUUCUCAGCUCUUGCACCAGACAGUGGGACGUGACCUGCGACAGGAUCCAGAUUGUCAAAUGUCUUCUGUACCCACGUGCGGAGGUGUACAGCAAGUUUUGUGACGCGGCUGGAAAAGCGCACUUACACGAAAUCACCACACAAUGGCGUCUGCUAGUUCGUGUUGCGGGAAGCAGUAACUUAGAAGGGCUUUCGUUUUAGCCCUUCCCAGGUUCAGAAGUGAACAGGUUUGCUGCAUCUCGACGUUGGAUAACAUCUCGCAACAAUAGCAGUAAGAUUUUCAUCUAGGAUCAUUGCCUAACUGAUACGGAAUUCAGGUGACCUACCAUUGAGGCCGGCUGUUGGACCGUUUGGCACAAGUCAGAAGUUGAGUUUCAUCACUUGAUGAAAUUUCGACUUAGCAGCCUGUCUUGCUUAAACCUGGGAAAGGGGGACCAACAGUUUACAUGAUCAGUCUACAUGAUCAUAUGCCAUCGCAAAUUUCAACCUUGAAACUCUUUGAAAGUCGAACACAGUCGUGGAUCGAAUCUGCGUCAUUCCAUCAGCUGAGUUGAAGUAGGAUAGUUCUCGGUACAAAGGUGAUUCAUCAUGAGGCAAGAUCGACUGUGCUAGAUCUUGUGUAAAGGUUGGUUGACAAUCGUGCAAUAUCAGAUCUACGUAGACAAAUUUUGUAUAUUUGUGCAAUAAUGGCUGAUUUACGCAUUCCACUUCCCCCUUGUCCCAGUGACAGUUGAUGUGUUUGUGAAGUGCGAUUAUUCUUCUCUGAUCGGCGCGGUAACUUGCUCAGACAAAGAACAAAGAAGUGGUGCUGCCAACAAAGGGUUUACCUGUACUUCAUCAUCUCACCUGGUCUGUGAUAGAAUUUCUCACUCACUGUCUUUGACAGCUUUAAUGAGUUUGAUAGGAAGUAGGCCCAGACUGUGCAUAAGUCAUGGGCCGAAAAAGAAACUUAUUCCAGAAUCUGAUGCCAUCAUAGGAAGUUUGACACCAGAUGUCCAUACCAAUUCUCAACCAUCUUUUCUGAGCUCAACCCCAGAAAAAGAAGACAUUUUGAAACUUGGAAAAUAUGUUCUUUUUGGGCAGACAGAAAAAAAGGAUAUAUACCUUUCAGUAGAUACUACAACACAAGAAGAAUUUACAUGCAAGGUUUUUCCAAUCGACCGCUACAGAGAAGCCUUGUCUCCAUAUUGGCAAGUGGACUGCCACAAGAACAUUGCUGCUACAACAGAGGUUGUACUUGGAGAGUCAAGGGCCUACAUCUUCUUUCACAAGAACUAUGGAGAUCUACACUCUUAUGUGAGACAGAAGAAACGACUGAGGGAAGAUGAGGCACAGCACCUGUUCAGACAGAUUGUAGAUGCUAUAUGUCAUUGCCAUGAUAACAACGUAAUCCUUCGUGAUCUUAAGCUGCGGAAGUUUGUCUUCAUAGAUCCUGAGAGGACAACAUUGCAGCUGGAAGGAUUGGAAGAUGCUGUAGUAUUAUCUGAAGAGGACCAUGAUGUUCUAAAGGACAAGCAUGGCUGCCCAGCUUAUGUCAGCCCAGAAAUCCUGUUCUCUUCAGAAGCAGGGUACUCAGGCAAGCUUGCUGAUGUGUGGAGCCUUGGAGUGAUGCUGUACACCAUGUUGGUGGGUCGCUACCCCUUCCAUGAUCCCCAGCCCAUGGCCCUCUUUGGCAAGAUCCGCCGGGGGCAAUUUCACAUUCCUGAUUCAGUUUCUCCAAAGGCCAAGUGCUUGAUACGCUGCUUGCUACGUCGCAAUCCUGCAGAGAGACUUGCCUCAAAUGAAAUCAUCUCUCAUCCUUGGUUCCGCUCUGUCCCAUCUCUUCGAAGUCAACCCAACACUGAGCGCUGCAAUCGCUACCAGGUGGUGCCAGAGAUGGAGUUGCCUCUACCAUCAGCCAUCGAUUUCUAGGGCUGACUUAGUCGCCUGUGUCUUCACUUUGAUGGCAAACAUCACAGUACCAUCAGCGGCUGGUUUAACAGUACUGACAAUAGGGUGGAUAUUGACGAGAUCAGUUAAUUGAGAACUUGAUUUUCAUAACAGAAAAGAGUCACAGAUAAAAGAGAAGGCAUUAAGUAAGAAUGGCAAAUAAUGGUUAAGAAUAUUUGUAAAGGCUGUGUUGCUGCCUGUUAUAUAGUUCUGGUGAUGGUACUGUGAUUUACUACAAAAGCAGUGAGGACGCGGGCGUGCAAUGACCAUUUUGAGAACAGUCACAUUUAGAAGCAAGGCAUGUUGUGGUCUUUCAUUUUAUAAUCCAAACUGCAUUAACAGUUUGAUGGAUUCUAAAUUCAGCAGUAGAGAUUGUUAGCUAUUAGGAGGUGAGUAUGGGCUCUUGUCCACUGCUGAAUUCCAUUGCAGCUAUGCUUUCUGGAUGCAUGGAACAGCACGUUGGUUGCCCUGAAAAAAUUCAAACAAAGAAAAAAGACUGGCAUACAGGCUGCCACAGUUGUUUAGCAGGAUCCAGAUUAUGUGUGCUCAGGAAGGCUGCCUUAGAAGUGCAAGCAUUACACACAUCAACUGCUGCGGGUAAAGUAAAAUGGUUGUUAAUGAUGCUGCUGGACAAUAUGUCGGAACCUUUAAGAUUGUGUACAAUUUGAUCUCCUGCUGGAAAUGUUCUGAAGAGACAGCACAGUUUGGGCAGAUGUGUGCAACAUACAGUCUGGCUUAUGUACUAGAAUCAAGAGCCAAUUUAAUAUCAUGGAGGUACCUUUCUUAUGGACUGUUUGUUAAACACAUUCAACUAACUGUUACUGCAAGCUUUAUGAGAGAAGAUUGGGAAUAAUGAAGGGUCAGCAUGAUUAACCUCUCAGACAGUGGAGUUUGCAAUGUCAUCAUAAAUUUGGCCUUGAUGAACUUGCAUUGUGAGAGUGGAUAAAUGUCCAGCACAGGCAAUGACAAGAUGGCUAAGUGAGCUUACUACUCCACCUUGUUACUGACAGAACAAUGACUACAGGUUAUGUAUGAAGCAAGUGAGAACAUGAAUGUAUAUCUGAGUGCACUUGGCAAAGAAUGAAAGGUUGUUAUAACAUCAGCAUGUAUGUCUUAGGGAAGGAAAGCACAGGUUGUGCAUGUGGUAAUCAAAACAUAUUUUAGAAACACCAGAAUCAUGGUGUUGAAUGGGAUAUGGUUGGAAGUAACACUGUUCUGAUAAAAUGUGUUGGGGAACUAGGGGGUUAAAAUUCAGUGUUAUACCAUUUCUAGUAAAUUUUUUGUUUAAGUUUCUGUAGGUUGGGUUUUGUUGUUUUUUUUAAGAAUCUGCUGUCAGUAGAAACCCAAGGGACACUGCUUAUAGUCUCACAGCUCUAUCUUUGGUGCAUCAUUGUUUGAUGAAUGACUUGAGACAAAUUAACAUUAUGUGUGGAAAAAAGAUCUCUUUUUUUUCUUUUGGUCCACACUUUAAAUUCCUAGUUUCAUGUUGAUGUGUUAAAUUAGAACUGACCAGGUGUUGAUGUCUUUUGACAGGCUUGUAUUUCAUGGUGUCAUCUGUUCUGGGAUCAUCAGUGAAAAGGAGUAUGUGUGACAAACAUGUACACCUCAUAAUUUUUAAUUGGCUGGUGAAUGUUGUGAAUGCAGAAACCUUGCCAUAAGCUGUUUGAACUGUACAUUUCUCAAAUGAUAUUUAUAGCCCACUGACUGGCCAGUAUAUGUUAAGGAAAUAACCAUGUGCGUGUGCAUGUUCAACAUGUUAAGCUUAGUUUAAUUGUUUUUUGUGCCUGUUAGACUUGUUUAUGAUCAUAAUUUGUGUGGAAAAAAGGGUCUAAAAGAAAAAUAAUUGUUAAAUGCUUUAGAUUUUGGAAGACAAACCUGUGCUUUAAGUGUUGAAACAAGAUGCUCCUCCGGGGUUAUGUUCAGUAGUAUUCAUUUUGGCCCUAAGCCUUCUUUAUUUAGACUUGACAGAAGUUAGAUGAAGCAAAGAGCUAAUCAGACCUGAGCAGAAAACAUUUACUUGAUUUGACUGGGCUACACUAGCUGCAACCACUUGCAGUGGGCUUUGUGUACAUGUAGACACAUCCUUUCAGUCUUGAAGCAGUGUGGAGAAUUCUUGUGCAUGCACACAGUAACUGAAUAUUUGUAUAGUGAUAUAUCCCCCGAAAACAAGCUCAAAGUGCUUCACACACAUGCACACUUACACGUUUUUACUCUUGUUAAAAUGAGGUCGACAGCCUCCAUUCACAUUUCCACUCACUUCUGUAUGGUCUUUUGCAUGUGGCUCUUCAUAAAUUUGCUUUUUGCCAGUGUUAAGUGGUGAUUAGCAUAAAGCAUGGAGUUCCUGAACAUGCUUGACAUGUGUGCACAGUAGAUCUGUGCAAUCUACCUGCUUUAGGUUUAACUUGUCAGAGGUCAAUAACUAGUUUCAGCAGGUGGUUCUCCCCGUUUAUUGUUUUUUCCCUUAACUCCCCCCCCCCCUUUCCAACUUUCUUAGAAUUUAGGCAUUUUCCAGUCCAGUUGUGCAGCUAAUCUGGACAGAGCAUCAACUGUUUUGCCUGUUGGGGUGUGUGAUUUGUGUGUGAGUGUGUGAUUUGCCCAGUAUUCAGAUUUUUAUUAGGCUUCUGCAGUUUCUUUCAAGAUCAUAUUUUCUCACUUUGCAAAGUCUGUCGGUUUGCUUAGAGUGGGUUCCUAACUUUUCUCUGCGUACUGAAGUACCACUUGAAUCUGGAAUAUACAGCAAUGCAAUUUUGCUGUAGUUCUUGGAUAUUAGCUUUUGUCCAUUAGAGUGUGGACAUGAGGGAAGUUACAUAAGGAUACUGGGCUUUUUUUUUUUUUUAAUUUUUACCGUAUGACUUCAUUAUGAGUAUGAUUAUUUAAUAACCUGGGCAGCAAUAAAGAUGCUGUUAAAUGAA
Messenger RNA from Pomacea canaliculata, 4942 nucleotides. Its product is annotated as tribbles homolog 2-like. Gene Ontology annotation, cellular component: nucleus. Gene Ontology annotation, biological process: positive regulation of proteasomal ubiquitin-dependent protein catabolic process; regulation of MAP kinase activity; protein phosphorylation. Gene Ontology annotation, molecular function: protein kinase activity; mitogen-activated protein kinase kinase binding; ATP binding. Bases 993 to 2012 code for a protein of 339 amino acids. The record is from RefSeq and is a predicted model, not a curated record. The transcript is spliced from 4 exons. Lineage: Eukaryota; Metazoa; Mollusca; Gastropoda; Architaenioglossa; Ampullariidae.